UUUAACUGUUUCUUGAGCUGUCAGUGAUUUCCUGACAUUUUGAUCUGCCACUAAAACAGUAGAAACGGAAUGCGAACAGAGUGUAAACCCCCCGUUCAGUAAGGGAAUAGAAUAAUUACACAGGGUCCAGACCUGCUCCUCCGUGGGGGGCCAGCUGGGAAUGUCUGAGAGGAGAACUCCAGCCCUUAUGGAACUAAUGGUUCUGGCAGCAGCUGGACUUGGUGGCUGUGAUGAGCACCAGACUCCCCCAGAGGCCAUUCAUCAAAGCAGCACCCUAGUCUGAUCAUCUGAAGGUGAAUGUGUCCCUGACGGGCUGGACCGAGAACAUAAAAGUGACACGUUAACACAGUACAACAAGUAGCAAACAAAUUCUGACCAACUGGAGACCAACUGGAGACCUACUGGUCAACAAAACAAAAGGUAAUUAACAGUGCUGAUUGUAGAGUCUGAUGCAGCAGGAGGAAGGAUCUACAGAAUCUCUCCUUCACACAGCGAGGGUGGAUCAGUCUGCUACUGAAGCUGCUCUCCAGAGCAGACAGUGAGUCCUCCAGUGGGUGAGAGUCCUGGUCCAUGAUGGAUGUCAGUUUAGCCAUGACCCUUCUCUCACCCACCUCCUGCACCGUGUCCAGAGUGCAGCCCAGGACAGAGCUGGACUCUGAUGACCCUGUCCAGUCUCUUCCUGUCAUCACUGUGAUGCUGCUCCAUCAGACCACACGUACAGGAUGGCUAAUGCCACACAGAGUCAUAGAAGGUCUUCAGGAGCAGCCCCUCACUCCAAAAGACUCAGUCUCCUCAGCAGGGCUGUGGCUCGGUGUUGAGUGGGAUGAUCCAGAGAGAGGCAAACACAACGGCAGCCAUGAAGGAGUCCAGUACUUCACAUGCAGACACCCUAAAGGAGGCUCAUUCGUGCGUCCAGCAAAGGCGAGUUUUGGAGUGGAUUAUGUGACGGCUGUGCGGCGGCUGUACAAGAUCGACGCGGAGGAGGUGCUGAGUGAAGAGAUCUCCAUCUCCUCCAAAAAGCUCAUGUGGGAAGGCAUCAAGGAGCGCAGCUUUGAGAGCCUUCAAUCUGUGUUGCUGACUCGCUGCGAGGUCAACAGCCACGGGGCCCAGGGGGAAAUCCGACAAACAACGCCCAACGUCCAGUGGCUGGACCUGGGUGGGACUCUGCUGUGCUCCUGGGACGAUGUAGCCGCCAUCACGAGGCAGCUGGAGCGACUGGAAGGGCUGCAGCUGAGCUCAAACAGACUGCGUUUGCCCUCUGAGCCCUCGCUUCACUGCCAGGCUUUCUGCAGCCUCAAAGUCCUGGCACUCAACAGCUGUGACCUCACCUGGACACAGGUCCUUGAGUGCGCCCCCAUGUGGCCACAGCUGGAGGAUCUCUGUGUAGAAGACAACAACAUCACAGAGCUGCAGAGGCCGGAGGGGGUGCUGCAGGGUCUGAAGAGUCUCAGUUUGUCCAGCAACCGUUUGGUGCAGCACACUGUGCUCAGUCUGUCUGCUCUGCCCAGCCUGGAGAAGCUGAACCUGUCCAACACUGGACUGUCUGACAUUCGAUUCAAUGACACUGCUCCUGGAUCUUUCACACACAUGUUUCCAGCACUGAAGAGUCUGAACCUGGACCAGAACAGCAUCACAGAGUGGCGGGUGGUGGACGAACUAGCUAAACUUUCCAGUCUGGUCCAAGUCUCAUGUCGUGGGAACCGACUGGUGAGCAGCGACGGAAACCCCAGAACAGCCAAUCAAAUGCUGAUCGCCAAACUGGGACGACUGGUCGUCCUCAAUGGCUGCGAGGUCCACCCUGAGGACAGGAGGGGGGCAGAGCUGGACUACAUUAAGAUGUUCGGAGAGGAGUGGCUCAAGGCAGCGGGCCAGAGUCUGACCAGCACCCAGUUCACCUGUCAGCACCCGCGGUACCAGAACCUCAUCGACAAGUAUGGAGCUCCAGAGGAAGGUGAGCUGAAGAAGCAGGAGCCGUUCACCCUGAAGAACCAGCUGCUGAAGGUCACGUUCGUGUUUCCUGAUGAUGCUCAGCGGAAGCCGAUGGAGAAGAAGCUUCCAGCCUCCAUGGUGGUGCAGAAGGUGAAAGGACUCCUGCACAGACUGCUGAAGGUUCCUGCAGCGAGUCUGAGGCUCAGCUACACCAGCCCCAAGGUGGCAGGGACAGAGUUUGAGAUCGACAGCGAUCUGAAGACGCUGCAGUUUUACUCGAUAGAGGACGGAGACCAGGUUCUGGUUCGCUGGUCCUGACCCAGACGCUGCAGCCGUUACCAGGAGCUGCAGCUGGAGACACAACUCACUGAGCUGAAUCUGGUUCUUGGGUUAUUAUUGAUGCGCUGAUGGGAUCUGUAACCCUGCAGGAACCACAUCCAUGACUCCGUAAACACUGACAGACUCUUAACAAUAAAUUAAAUGUUUAGUAUAAUAAUAA
This is a messenger RNA of Betta splendens (Siamese fighting fish), 2428 nucleotides long. RefSeq names its product tubulin folding cofactor E (gene tbce). NCBI's taxonomy places the organism in Eukaryota, Metazoa, Chordata, Actinopteri, Anabantiformes, Osphronemidae. Gene Ontology annotation, molecular function: alpha-tubulin binding. The transcript has 16 exons. The record is from RefSeq and is a predicted model, not a curated record. The coding region runs from base 571 to 2247 and encodes 558 amino acids. Gene Ontology annotation, biological process: protein folding.